CGUUUUUUUAUCCUUAUCCCCGUUUCCAUCCCCGUUAUUCCCACCCGCCCCCUCCUCCUCCUUCUCCUCCUCCUCCCCGGUCGCGCCCUGCCCCGGCAGGGAGGCACGGAGCCUUCUUUGGGACGCGGUGUCCUAUUUGGUGUGGGUGGAUGGCUUAACUUGCUGGUAAUUUCUGCUGCGUCAACACCCAGCUCAAGGGAGAGGAGAAGAGACAAGGGGGCAUUUUAACAGCAGCUCCACUUGCGGAUAGCCAGCCUCAAUCCCGGCUCCAGCAUUAAAACCCUUUCCGCCCCCUAAAAACCAGCAUCCGUGCAAGUUGGACCAAGAGUUUGUCAGGAGUGUGGUUCAAAACUGCUUGGAAAAAGGGAUGAGGACAUCUGAUGAACCUUUUGGAGCUUGUUACCAGAGACCAUUCUCCUCUCUUCACUGAAACAUGCACUGCCCAGCUGGGAAACAUCGCCACAUUUAUUUUUGCUAACAGGAAACACUUUUAAAUAUCGUUCUGUCUUUCUCCUACAAGAGUUCACGCCAGUGCUGUCGGAAGGUCACGGAACAGGGCACUACCUGUGCUGCCCUGGGGCUGUUGAUGUCCUCAGCUGUUGUAGGAGAAACACUAGACCUGGAACCCAGCCUGUUACUGGACCUGUGGAAGAGGAAGCAUAAAGAUUUCCAGAUGAAUAACCGAAAGGAAGACAUGGAGAUUGCUUCCCACUACCGUCACCUGCUGCGGGAGCUGAACGAGCAGCGGCAGCACGGCAUCCUCUGCGACGUCUGCAUCAUCGUGGAGGGCAAGAUCUUCAAGGCUCACAAAAACGUCCUCCUGGGCAGCAGCCGCUACUUCAAGACUCUCUACUGCCAGGUGCAGAAAACCUCCGACCAGGCCACGGUCACCCACCUGGACAUCGUCACCGCGCAGGGCUUCAAGGCGAUCAUCGACUUCAUGUAUUCCGCGCACCUGGCGCUCACCAGCCGGAACGUCAUCGAGGUGAUGUCGGCCGCCAGCUACCUGCAGAUGACGGACAUCGUGCAGGCCUGCCACAACUUCAUCAAGGCGGCCCUGGACAUCAGCAUAAAGUCUGAUGCCUCGGAGGACCUCGUUGAUUACGAGCUGGGAGCCCCUUCCAGCAGCAGCACGGACGCGUUGAUUUCGGCGGUGGUGGCUGGCAGGAGCAUAUCUCCGUGGCUGGCCCGGAGAACCAGCCCGGCAAACUCCUCUGGGGACUCAGCUAUUGCCAGCUGCCACGAGGGAGGGAGUAGUUACGGAAAGGAGGAUCAAGAACCAAAAGCGGACAGCCACGAGGACGUUUCGUCCCAGUCUCUCUGGGCCAGUGACAUGGGCUAUGGGUCUUUACGUAUCAAAGAGGAACAGGUUUCACCCUCGCAUUACGGAGGGGGGGAGCUUCAUUCUGCCAAGGAUAGUGCAAUACAGAGCGGGUUCUCAGAGCAAGGCGUGGGGGAUGGCUGGCAGCCCACGGGGCGCAGGAAGAACAGGAAAAACAAAGAGACUGUGCGGCACAUCACGCAGCAAGUGGAGGACGACAGCAGGGCAAACUCCCCGGUGCUGCCUUUCUCACCUGCCUCGGGAUGGCCCUACAGCAGUCGAGACCCAAGUGCUGAUGUGACAGGGACAGAGCCCAGCAGCUCUGACAGCAGGGGGGAGCGGCCAGACCCCUAUGCCAACGUGGAGGAGGCUCUCCUGGGCGGGGAAUCCAGCUACAUCCACCAGCCCCUGACCCCGGAGAAGGAGGACGCGCUCCAGGCCGCCACGGUCGCCAACCUGCGCGCGGCUCUCAUGAGUAAGAACAGUUUGCUGUCCCUGAAAGCCGACAUGCUGGGCGAGGACAGCUCCCUGCUCUUCGAGUACCUACCCAAAGGCACCCACUCGCUCUCUCGGCCUGGCACCAACUCGAAUCCUUCAAGGGGAGAAUGUGAUGGCAAAGUGGAAGCACCAUCUCCCCCGCUGCCUUCAGCACACCUUGCCACUCAGAGCCCCCCCGGGAUCUGCUCUUCUGGUGAAAUGUCACCAGAAACUGUGAUAAAAGGAGAGGUGCCUUCCUCAGCCCAGGCCGCUUACGACAGAGUGUUGGCACUUUGGCAGUUUGAUAACUCUGACUCGGACACGAGUUUCUCCAGGCCCGAAGACGCAGACGUUGCCACCGAUGGGACCUUCCUGGAUUCAGCCCUGGCCAAGAGGCUGACCUGUGGCUUCUGCAGGAGGGUGUUCCAGUGUGCUGAGGAGCUGAAGGAGCACAUCCACGAGCACGCCUUCUCCACGCUUCUCCCGCUGGAUGUGGUCGACUGCUCCCGGCCCGGCCUCGCCGACAGCGUUCCCGCCGGCCAGCUCGGCCGCUUCCAGUGCUCCAAGUGCCCCGCCAGCUUCACUCUGAAAUCCAACAUGGACCGCCACGAAAAGACCAUCCACUUCCACUUCAACGAGUUCACAGUCAUCAGGAAGAAAUUCAAGUGCCCCUACUGCAGCUUUUCAGCCAUGCAUCAGUGCAUCCUGAAGAGACACAUGCGAUCCCACACGGGAGAGAGGCCCUACCCCUGCGAGAUCUGUGGGAAGAAGUUCACCCGCCGGGAGCACAUGAAGCGGCACACCUUGGUCCACAGCAAAGACAAAAAAUACGUCUGCAAGGUGUGCAACCGGGUGUUCAUGUCGGCGGCCAGCGUGGGCAUCAAGCACGGCUCCCGCCGCCACGGCGUCUGCGCCGACUGCUCCGGCCGCGGCAUCGCCGGCCACCUGGACCACAACGGCGGGGAAGGGUCCCCUGACGAGUGUUACCCCGGGGAAGGGCAGUACAUGGAAGACCCGGAUGACAUUAAAGUGGAAGGAGACGAGGAGAUGGGAGACGACGACGACAUCAAGUGGAAGGACGACGUGGGGAUGUCACAGGAUGAUGUGAUUUUAGAUGACGACAAAGAUGUUGACUCCCCGCAGGAGCCGGACAACUCUGGGGAGAACGACAAGGAUUUUACCUGGAUUUCUUAGGGAUUAUUUUUUUGUUUUGGUUUUUUGUUUCGCUCUGUUGUUUGUAGGGGGAGGGAGGGUGGGGAGGAAGGAGUAUGUUGGAAAAACUUAAGUAGCCUUGUUGUCGUCCAUGUGUGCAAAAUAACUCUUGUGUUUUCUAAACAAGUCCUUCUCUGUUCCACUCAAGACACUGUCUUAGCAGUGUCGCUUCCAGCGGCACGACUGACUUUGCCUUCCCUUUUCCCCCCUUCUCCCCCUGGGAGCCCCCACCCGCAGCCGCCCCUCCGGCCGAGCCAGCCGGGAUGCAUGUGAGGGAGAUGGAAUUGCUGCAGGUGUGGGCAGGCUGGGUGAAGCAUGAGUCCUCCUCCCCUUCCCACCCUGAACCGAGCACCGGGGAGGUUUUUGUGUCCGAAGCAGGUUGGUUGGUUGGGGGAUUUUUUUUUAACACCUUCUCUGGGCUAAAAUCCCAGCAGCAGUGGAAUUCCAAGCUAACGUUGUGAAAGCAGAUGGAUGCAUGCAUUGGAGGGCUUCCCCUGACAGAUACAAGCCUUUUGCAAAGUUAUUUAAAGAGUUUAUAUUGUUUGUUUUUUUACGGAGCCAAAUAGAUCAAAAGGCAAGUCAGACUACAGCCUUACGAAUACUUCUCUGAGAUUCUCAGCUUCCAAAAGAAUCGCCAUCAAAGACAGAUUGUGACUUUUUCUUGGACCUACUGGCAUCUUCCCCACGUCCUGUCUUCCAGCCUUGGUUAUCCACGGGCACCGAAACGCGUGUUGGUGCUUCUGGAAGCACCUUUUGCUCUAGAGGGCACAGGUAGUUCUGUACCUGUCAUUCUUCUCCACAAAUAUCUCCCACUUCUCCCCCUUUGCUCAGCUGCCUUUUUCGUAAAUAUAUGCAAACCGUAGCAAAAACGAGGCAUUGGGCCAAGUGCAGGAUGAGCUGGGAAAGGCGGGAAGCCAAGGUGAGGAGAUCCCAGCGGGGUGGAACCUUGCUGCUCCCGUCCCGUGGACUGUGGUGGGGCCAGGAUUUCGCCUGGGUACCUUGUUCUUCCUUGCCAAUCUAAACACUCUCGUUCAUCACUGGGAGGUGUAGCAAACGCCUGCUUGGUUCAUGACAAAAACUUCAGCUGCGCUGGUUCUGUGUAAAUUUUCAAAUAAAGCAUUUUCUCUUUCAAUAAGAACCAGGUUUCUCUCCCGGAGUCUCCUCAGACUCUGUGGGGCCGCUCCAGGUAGUUGGAUUCUCCCUGUUCAUAUCGGCCACUGUUGCCUUCUUCCAGCUACACCUAAAUAACAGUAACAGCGUGUGUUGGAAGUGUCUUUGUUCCUGAGACGCAGCUUGUUCUACCUUCACUUCUUUGCUUCUGGUGCUUUUUUUAAAUAAAUAAAUGAAAAAAAAAAAAAAAAAAAAGCUGAAGACCUCACUCCUUCCUUGCCAUCGAGCAGUUUUCUACAAUGUCUGCCACUAAAGACAACCCAGAAGCCAAAUGACUCAAGGUGCUAUUUUCCUCCCUGCGGGACAGAGAGCAUUCCUGCAGGCCUGGUGGUCCCUAAGGAAAAGCCUGGUUCCACCCAGCAAAGGAAUUAAAAGCAUAUUGUGCAUAAACCCCCGUAAAGCAAAUCAUCUGGAAGGAUUUAAGGCGCUCGGUGCCGGGAUUUGGUGGAGUGCGGUGGGAGCUUCGAUCCUGGCACUUGCAGGGGCUGGUUCUCUGUUCAUUCCCUGAUUCCAGCUGCAUCCUGGGUUUAUGGCGUUCAGUCUCUUUCUCUGCUCCUCACUUCCUUGCAGACAUUCAUUCACCACAUCCUCUCUGCAUCCAUCAUCCCCAGUUCACGCUGGCCAUCAUCUCCUCUGGGAGCCUCCAGCAGCUCCCAGGCUCCUGCUGGGUUGGUUUGGGGGGUUCCUCAGCAGUGUGGGAACGCGGGUCUUUCCUAAAAAUCCUCUGUGAGGCCACGCCAGCAUCGCUGCUGCUGCUCCUUGGACUGGGGGAGUUAGUGGGACUUUGUUGCUUUAGCCAGUGAGCAUGGAUAACCCUCUUCCUCAAAUGUGGGAAGAGCAGAGUGGGUCGUGCAGGAACAUUUUUAUUAACCUGUAAAAAUCCCGUUUUGCAUUUUAGCUUCUUUUCCUUCUCUUCCCCUAUUUAAAAAGCUGUAAAAACCCACCCAGUAUGUCACGAUUGGACCUUUAUAUACCUUUUGCCAGCGGUUUUGGGGGGGGUUUCCAGAAUGAUAAUUUCCUUAUCCCGCUUUUGGCCCCCUGGAGUGCGGGCUCUGUAUUUAUUGUCAUUUACCCUGUAAAUAUGGAGGGGGUGGGCAUGCCUGAGGUCCUGAACGUGCAGCCUCACCUGUUACAUGUAGACAAAUACAUACAGUACUUAAAGAUUUAUCUGUAGCUUUGCUUUUUAUAUGUAAAAAUCUAUUUAAAAAAAAAAAAAAGAAUUUUAAGACCCAGCCAGUUCAAACCCCUGGGUUUGCGUGACAUUCCGAUCGCCCAUCCCCUCUGAUUCCAGUGUGUGCAUCCACCUUCCAAGGAGGAGCAGGUGUGGGCUGAGUCCUCCUCUUCCUCCUGCCCUCACCCUUGGGUGACUCAGUUUUGUAAUUGGAUUUACAGGGUGCUGAGCUUUGCUUCACAAUUCCUUUGGAAAUGCCGUAUUAUUUUCUUGUCUUUCCUUAUUUUUAUUAAGGGUGGGCAGAGGGGCCAGGCGGCGCCCAGGAGCGUUCCCCAGUUGUGCCACUUCGAGGCUCUUCGAGCUGAGGAUGCAAAAAAAUAAAAGCAAUGAAAAAAAAAAAAAGGAGAGAAAAACGGAAAAUCCACAUAAAAACUUCUCCCAGGUUACCGUUCUAACCUCGCACGAGCUUCUGCCCCACUAACACCACGUACCAAAUAAACCCCUCCUGACACCUGAUGUCCAGUGAAGUGCUUUGUUUUGAUGGAGGUGGGAACACAGGAAUUAACCUUCUCCGACUUCAGUUCAAAAACAGGAAUUUGGGUGCAUUUUUUUUUUUUUUUUUUAAUGCUGAAACUUUAUAUAAACUUCAUCAGUUGCUCUGGGUGAUCACAUCCCUCCAGCUUCUCUCCGGGAUCUCUCAGAUCUACUGCCUAUGCAAACUUCUGCUCUUGGAGAUUUAAACAAAACCCCACUGAUUCUGCCUGUUCUGCAUCUCGUCUUUGUACUUCCCUUCAGGGCUUUGUAUACUUCACUGAGGUUCCCUUUUUUUAAUUUUUUCUAAAUAUAUAUAUAUAUAUAUAAUAUGUGUGUGUAUAUAUAUACAGACUUAGUCCCGAAACAAAUAAACCCCUUAGAGGUAAAAUGUGGAUACACUUGGCCUCCAGAACUUGCAGCUCAUUUUUUUAAGCAUUUAUACAUGUAAAAAUGUUCCUCCUCAAAUUCCUUGAUUAUCCUGAUUUUUUAUUUAAAACACGAGUGCCAGGAGUACAGAGCGUUUCGACCAUGGCAUGGAACAGGGGCUGGAGGUUUAGUCCUGCCUGUGCCCUCUGGAAAACAUCCCAGGGAUACAUGGACUAGGAUAAUACCUUAAAGGAUGGAGACAAACGAGGUCCUUUAAUGUCUGUCAAUUCAGAAUUUCCAAAAAUACUGUUUAAAAAUUGUUCAUUCCCCAGCUUUGUGUGUUUUAAGGUCACCCCGAAGCCUCACAACUGUGACUGUGUGGAGGCAGAGGAAAAACUUCCCUGAGGAAGUUUUGCAAAGUGACUGUCCCUUCCCUUUUCCUUCCUUUUUUUUUAAUCAAAAAUCAAUGUUUUGGACAACAAACCGAGUAUUUUUUUGUACGAAAGGAAACCCCCCUCCAGCAUUACUUCCCCUUUUAUUUCCUCUCCCCACUCCUGCCUUUAAACACUCUGCUUUCCCCAAGCGAAGCUGCGUGGCUUUGGGGUGGGUGGGUGUGUUUUGGGACUGAUGGCUCUGACCCUGUCUCCGAGCACCCCCCUCACCCCCAACGCUCCUCCUUUUGCACAUUGCCCUUGAGGAAAGAAACUCCAUGAAAACGAUGCAAAAACUGGAAUUUUUUGCAAUAUUCUCAAAGAUGAUAAUCUUAAUUUUCGCUCAUUCUGUGACACGUGCGACUCCUACGAAAGCCAUAAUUAGUGGUUCCUUUGAUUUUUGUAGAUCCUGAAUUGUGUUUUGAAUUUCAGUCUUUUUUUUCUUUAGCCCCCCCCAGUCAGAGUGCUGUGUGUAUGCUUUCAUAUAUAUUUAUUUUUCAACGUGCUUUAAACCUGUCUACAAAAAUAAAGCUGAACAAACACAAAAAAGGAUGGUGUUUGAAGAUUGUUGAUUUUUUUUUUUUCUGGGAAUAUUCUAUAUUAUACUGACUUUAUAUUAAUUAUUAUAAACCUGUGUUUGUAUUGAAGAUGUGUUUAAUAUUUUGGGGAGGUUGAGGAGAUUUCUUAACCAGAAGUCAGUGGGAGAACAUGCUGUGUUGUACUGAUUUUCUGUCGAUGUAGUUCAGGUAAAUCUGAGUUUAUUUUCUAGUUGCUGCCCGGUUCCUUGCCUGCCGGGGGCUGCCCCUCGGAUAGAACCUUUGUGAUGGGAUUUAGCUUAGACAAACCUGCAAAAAUCAAUCAGUUUCAAUAAAUUGGGAAAUUGCUGCUACGA
This is a messenger RNA of Myiozetetes cayanensis, 7574 nucleotides long. It is a transcript of the gene ZBTB46, whose product is annotated as zinc finger and BTB domain containing 46. Lineage: Eukaryota; Metazoa; Chordata; Aves; Passeriformes; Tyrannidae. Gene Ontology annotation, molecular function: protein binding; DNA-binding transcription factor activity, RNA polymerase II-specific; RNA polymerase II cis-regulatory region sequence-specific DNA binding. The record is from RefSeq and is a predicted model, not a curated record. The transcript has 11 exons. Gene Ontology annotation, biological process: regulation of transcription by RNA polymerase II. Bases 587 to 2992 code for a protein of 801 amino acids.